This is a messenger RNA of Condylura cristata (star-nosed mole), 1164 nucleotides long. RefSeq names its product carboxypeptidase Z (gene CPZ). The coding region runs from base 1 to 1164 and encodes 387 amino acids. The transcript has 9 exons. NCBI's taxonomy places the organism in Eukaryota, Metazoa, Chordata, Mammalia, Eulipotyphla, Talpidae. Gene Ontology annotation, molecular function: zinc ion binding; metallocarboxypeptidase activity. The record is from RefSeq and is a predicted model, not a curated record. Gene Ontology annotation, biological process: proteolysis.
AUGCCGCCCCCACCGCUGCUGCUGCUCGCAGUCCUGACCGCUGCGGCCACCCCAGCGGGGCCCGGCUGCCAGCCUGCCCAGGGCCUCCCCCGGGACCCUGCCGGUGAGCACGACGGGCAGCUGGCUUCGGACAGCAGCGACAGCGGAGGCCUGGAGGCCGAGGAAGAGCCGCCCUCGGGGCUGCCGCCCACCUUCGUCCGCUUCAGCCACCACUCCUACGCCCAGAUGGCGCGCGUGCUGCGGCGGACGGCCGCCCGCUGUGCCCACGUGGCCAGGACCUACAGCAUCGGGCGCAGCUUCGACGGCAAGGAGCUGCUGGUCAUCGAGUUCUCCGGUCGCCCCGGUCGGCACGAGCUGAUGGAGCCCGAGGUGAAGCUCAUAGGCAACAUCCACGGCAACGAGGUGGCCGGCCGCGAGAUGCUCAUCUACCUGGCCCAGUACCUGUGCACCGAGUACCUGCUGGGCAGCCCGCGCGUGCAGCGCCUGCUCAACACCACGCGCCUGCACCUGCUGCCCUCCAUGAACCCCGACGGCUACGAGGUGGCUGCGGCCGAGAUGUUCAAGUUGCUGGCCAGAGCCUAUGCCGACGUCCACCCCGUGAUGACCGACAGGUCGGAGAACAGGUGCGGGGGCAACUUCCUGAAGACCGGCAGCAUCAUCAACGGGGCGGACUGGGCUGCCGGCUGGACACCCACCCGCCUUGGGAGCCUCGGGGGCUCCCUGGAGGAGGCGGCGUCUGGCUGCAUCAUGGCGCGGGGACGCGGGUGUCAGCUUGCGGCAGGCACAGAGCGGCAGGGGUCUGUGGCCAUGGCGCACCGGGGCAUCAAGGGAGUGGUGAUGGACAAAUUCGGCAAGCCGGUGAGGAACGCCAGGGUUUCGGUCAGGGGCAUCCGCCACGACGUCACCACAGCCCCGGACGGCGACUACUGGAGACUGCUGCCCCCGGGGUCCCACAUUGUCAUCGCGCAAGCCCCUGGCUACGCCAAGGUCGUCAAGAAGGUCACCAUCCCCGCGCGGAUGAGGCAGGCGGGCCGCGUGGACUUCAUCCUCCAGCCCCUGGGGCCAGGCCCCGGGAGGCCCCUCCAGGGCGCGGGCAGCAGCGGGCGGCACCUGGCCUGUGGCGGGGACCUGCGGCUGAGAUUGAAUUUGUUCGCCGUUGUCUGA